AUGAAAUCGAAAAAGAAAGAAAAGUUAUUAAUAAAAGAGCUUGAUGCUAUUAGAUCAUUAAAAAAUGAAAGCAUUGAUUUGAGAGAGUUGGAAGAUAAGAUGGUUAAACUAAUCGAAAAAGCAGCUCAAUUUUAUCAGGAUUAAUUGGAUAAUAAUAUGGCCUAAUAUUAUUUUGAAUAUGGGAGCAUUUUAGUUUAAAUAUUGGAGUAAUCCUAAGAUUCUGUUGAAAAUUCAUUGAAUUGUGUCGAGAUAUCCAGAAAUGAUAGGGAAUUGAAAAAUACAUAAUUGGCUUUUGAGAAUCUGGAAGCUGCAAAAACAAUCAUACGAAAUAGGUUGGAUAAGCAAAAUAUAGAGAUGUAUAAAUUAUAAGACUAAUUGCAAUGUAAUAACUUAAAGAUAUUAAUAGAGAUUAGAUAGAAGAUCAAUGAGACGGGAUUAGAAAUGAGUUUGAUUUUGAUUAGAAUAGGAGACCUCUAGACUUGGAGAGAAGAUUAUAAGGAUGGAUUAUUAAAUUUUAAUGCAGCAUUAGACAUAUUGAAAAAGUCUUACAAUUAUAAAGAACUUAGUGCAGUACAUUUUAAGAUAGGGAAUGCGAUACUUUUAUAAAAUGAAAAUGGGUGUGAAAAACUGAGUUUGAAUCACUUAGAACAAUCCUUUCGUUAUUGUUAUUAGCAACUCUACAGUAGAGAAUGUGAUCUAGAUUUGAGCGAAAAGAAUUUAUCAAGGGUUGUUCUUGAUAAUGAUUUAUUAAAAAUGCUGGUAGAGAAAAUGGAGGACACCUAUAUUUAGUUAAAUGAAGUGAAGGCCUGUUAGAAGGAGAUAGAGAAGUGGAAAAGGCUAGAACCAAUUUUAUAACAGGAAAUAUAAUACUUAGGAAAAAUUAAUAGAUAAUCAAACGCAAUAAAUGGAAUUCAAAUAAAAAGAAAAAUUUGA
Paramecium octaurelia is the source of this 933-nucleotide messenger RNA. The record is from the annotation of a GenBank genome assembly. NCBI's taxonomy places the organism in Eukaryota, Ciliophora, Oligohymenophorea, Peniculida, Parameciidae.